Molecule: messenger RNA, 2631 nt
Organism: Encephalitozoon intestinalis ATCC 50506
Lineage: Eukaryota; Fungi; Microsporidia; Unikaryonidae
Product: histone deacetylase complex protein Sin3
Exons: 1
Coding region: 1-2631 (876 amino acids)
Biological process (GO): regulation of DNA-templated transcription
Molecular function (GO): transcription corepressor activity
Source: RefSeq, a predicted model, not a curated record
AUGCCAAGAGACUAUGAGAAAAAUCUCAGUAAUCAAGAAAGUGAAUCAUGGCAGGACGGUGGGCAUGUAAGAAAAAGGUAUUAUCCGGAUGAGGGUAUACCAAGAUAUGGAAAUCAAGGAGAUAUGAGGGGUGGAAUGAGGGGAUACUAUUCCGAUGGAGGGCACAUGGCUUCUAGUAUGGGAAUCAAAAGCCGAGAUUCUGGUUUAGAUCAGGGGGUUGUCUCCAGGGGAAUUACAGGGUCGUCUCCUCCAAGGACCUCGCACGAAGAUGCAGACCUGAGCGAUGCAAUGAUGUUCCUAAACAAAAUCAAAGAGGAAUAUGCAAAUGACAUGGUGACUUAUGACAACUUUCUGGAAACAAUGAGAGAUUUUAAAUUUGGAAAGAUUGAUGCGGAAGAAGUUUGCAGAGCUGUCAGGGUUCUAUUCAGAGAUAAGCCCCAUCUCAUCGAGAUAUUUAAUGAUUACUUACCCGUACACCUGAAGUUUUAUGGAAAUCCUUCGGUAGGGACAGUUGCUCGGCCAUCAGAUAGACAAAUGCAGGGGAUAGGAUCUUCUUCGCAAUACAGAGGAGGAUUAUAUGGAUCUUCAGGAAGAAUGGGCCAUCCACAGCCAGGAAUCAAUGGACCUUCGUAUAUAAGUCCCCAUCACGGGAUUCAUCAAAGUUAUGGAAGUCAACCCCUUGUUAUGCAUUCAUCUAUGAAGAUGUCUGGGCAGGAAGGAAAGUAUGCACCCUAUGACCAAAGGAGAACAGAGGAGUUUGAAAGGAUGAAGGCAAGACAAGCACAAGAUUUUAUCCAGAAGGUGAAAAAACGCUACUCACAUAAUCCAAGCAUUUACAGGUCUUUUGUGGAGAUUCUUCAAUCUCAUCAAGUGAAAAAUGGACUAUUUGAGAAAAUGAAGGCAGAAGUCAACAGUCUUUUGUGGGAGAGUCCUGAUUUAUGCGAGGAUUUUGAGAGAAAUUUUGUCCCGUCUAGGAGACAUAUGCUGUAUGAUGAAAAAAAUAUUCUUCACCGGAUCAAGGAGCUUUUGAAAAGUAAGAAUCUUCUCGAUGAUUUUUUAAAAUGCAUUAACUACUUUAAUCAGAAAUUCAUUAAUGAAAAAGAUCUUUUGGAAUUAGUAGCACCUCUUUUGAAAAAUGAAGAACUCAUAAGAGGAUUCAAGGCAUUUAUAAACUACAAAGAACCUUUAAGAGAAACACCGAGGAGCCUUGAAAAGUACAAAAAAGAAGGAUCCUACAGAAUUCUUCCAGAAAAGAUAAAGAGUGAAAGACAGGAUCCUAUAGCUAGGGAGGUAUUGAAUUUCACAUGCAUAGGGUGCCCAACCUUCGAAUCGGAAGAUUCAAACUAUGUGUUUUUGAAGCGAAAUGUGCAUGAAGAGGCAUUGUUUAGGAUCGAAGACGAAAGAUCAGAAGCAGACUUGGCUGUCGAAAGAACUCAAUAUUUCAUAAAUGCUUUGGAGCAAAUAAUCAGCUCAAACAAAGACUCGGAAAUUAGCAUGAGAGAUAUAAAAAUGUCUCCAGGAAUUAUUAAGGAAAUUUUGAAGAGCAUCUAUGGCAAAUCUGCACAGGAAAUACUCGAAGGAAUUUUGAUGAAGCCACACAUAGCAAUACCGAUUGUAAUUAAAAGACUUUAUAUGGUGAACAAGAAGCUUAGACUUUGCAUGAAAGAAAAGAAAAAGAUAUGGAGAGAGGUCAUAGAAAGGAAUUAUCACAAAGCGCUGGAUGUUACAGGACCAUCGUAUAAAUCGUCGGAGAAAAGCAUUUUCACUACAAAGAAUAUUGUAGAGACGGGAGAGAAGGGACUGAAGGCCAUGAUAAAUGACCAAGAAGUAGUGUUGGAUGUUAUGGAUAUCUGCAAGGCUUACAUAAAAGCCAACCAGGCAGAGGGAAAGAAGAUACUUGUGUCUAAUGUGAAUUCGGCACUAGAAUCUGUUUUCAAGAAGCUUGAGGAAAAGGAAUUUUCCUUUGUUUCUGACUUCCCUCUUCUUUGCAUUUUCAGAUUUGUUAUUAUAAUAUACGAAAGACUUCUGGAGAUCAAAAAACUGGAUGUAGCCGAUUCAUUUGUAAACGAUCAGAGGGGGAGACAAAACGAAACUUCCAGGUAUCUUGAGGUCAAGAACUUGUGCCUUGAGUUUAUGAAAAAGAACGUCGAUGGAUAUACUUUUGAAGACAGAAUUAGAGAACUCACUGAUUGUAAAGGAUAUAAACUUUACAACAUAAAGAAAAUGAUUUCUAAAAUAGAAAAGCAAGCUAUAGCUCUGAGUGAAAAUAAUCAGUUGCUUAACUCGCUCAAUGGAGCGAAUGAAUUUGAUGGAAACGAAACCAUCUAUUACUUCAAAAAAUCCAACAAUACGAUUGAGGUAGGAGUUGUAGGACUCAAGGACAGUGAAAAAUGGAGCGAUUAUGUAGAGAAAUUUGAGACACUAACUCUCUGCAAAGGUAUGAUAAAAGAAGGGCCUUUUUUGCCAAGAACUUGUAAGAAGCCACCCAUAACAGGAUACUUGAAGCAGGAUCUAAAGAUACAGUUGAGCCCCGGAACUUACAAGAUUAAGUACAUUACCGAGUCGGAAUCCUUUUAUAUGAGUUCUGGGUUUUUCCCUAAAAAGGGUAGUUCUUGUGAAGGAUCUCAUUAA